Molecule: messenger RNA, 2652 nt
Organism: Monoraphidium neglectum
Lineage: Eukaryota; Viridiplantae; Chlorophyta; Chlorophyceae; Sphaeropleales; Selenastraceae
Exons: 20
Coding region: 1-2652 (883 amino acids)
Biological process (GO): protein phosphorylation
Molecular function (GO): ATP binding; protein kinase activity
Source: RefSeq, a predicted model, not a curated record
AUGGGGGCUUGCGCUUCCACGUCGGAGUUCCAUGAACAGGACGCGGCGGCGCGGCAUCGCGACACGGGCGGCGGCGAGACGUCAACGUCGCCCUUUGAAUCAGUGCCGCCCAUAUUGAAGGACCGCUCCGCCCUUGGCGAUUCUGAGGACAGUAGCAGGGUCGGUAGUUUGACAAUGACCCGGCUGCGCUCCACAACACGUGCGGCGCUGCACCUGGAGUUUUUGACAGAGGUCCACAGCCUGCAGCAGCAGCUGGCGGUUGUGAAUGACUACCCUUUGCUUGGGCUGCAGGAAGCGGCCGAGCUUCUCGCCACCCAACUCGGAGCCGACCUUGUCGCCAUCUGGGUGUUGGCGAAGGACGACCCCGGCUGCUCGGUGCUCAUGGCCACGCACGGGCGGGGCGCGGCGGUGCUGGAGCGGCGCAUCGUCACGCACGCGCCGCAGGGCGCGCGGCAGCUGGGGGCGUCGUGCGAGCUGUCCAUACCGGACGCCACCCUGGACCAGUCGGGCGCAAUUCUGGAGCCUGUGGAGCUUUGGCAGGGCGCUCCGGCGCUGAGCAGCUUCGUCCAGGUGCCGAUCGGCACCACGGCGGCGCCGCUGGGCGUGCUGCUGCUGGCCAAGCAGGAGGCGGGGUCGUUCGACAGCCACUGGUGGCAGGUGCGGCUGCAGCUGGCGUCCACGGGGCUGCUGCCGCACGUGCGGCACGCGCAGGUCGACUGGAUGGCGCAGCUGCUGAAGGCCAUGGAUGCGGUGGAGGACCCGGUGGCGCUCAUAGCCAUCCUGCUGAGGGUGAAGGGGGGCAGCAGGGGCGGGAGCGCGAGCCGUCACAUGCUCAAGGCCUGCAACCUGCGCACCACCGCGCGCCUCGCGCUGCUCAACCACGCGCGGCCCGGCAAGGCGCUGCUCUUCGAGGCCCCGAACGACGCCGCGACGGCGCCGCCGCCAGGCGGGAGCUCCCACGACAACCGCCUCGCGCUGCCCGGCGACGCGACCGCCGACGUGGUGGCGAGCCGCAUGGAGCUGCCCAACACGCUGCUGGCGUCGGCGGUGGGGGCGCAGCAGGCGCGGUUCGUGGCCGACAUUGGAAAAUACAUGUCGGCAUGCGGCGCUCCCGCGCGCGACAUCUUCACGCGCUCCUCGCGGCUGGUGUCGUCGGUGGUGGUGGUGCCGCUGGUCGCCGGCGACGAGCCGCCGCUGGGCGGCCUCUACUUCGCCCUCGACACCCCCUGCGAAUUCGUCAACAUCCAGGACACGCUGCUGGGCUUCAUUCAUGGGGUGACGCCCAUGCUGUACAACAAGCUGCGUCACCAGGUGGACAGCCUGGCAGGCAUGGUCACCAAGACCCAAAAGUCAGGGCCCCUGUCAGUGUCUUUCAGCGUUGAAGCACCGCAGCCCCAAAAGCUGCGGCCGCAGGCCAUGCAGGAGAGCAGGUCCGGGCGCAUGCCGCGCAUUGCCAGCGGCGUCAAGGUCAACACUGAGGCUAUGCUUCAGGUUCUGCAGCAGGACAUCCGGGCGAAGGGCCGCCACAGCAGCCAGACCGCGCCGGAGCUCACAGUCCGGGAGUGCCUCGGCCGCGGAGGGUUUGGCAUCGUGUACAGGGGCUGGUGGCACAAGGUCCCGGUGGCGGCCAAGGCAAGCGCAGUGAUGCCUGCUCGGAACAACGAGCGCGAGGCGAUGCAGGACGCGGUGGAGAUGGCGGUGCUGUCCAGUGUGCAGCACCCCAACAUCGUCACCGUCUACUCCUGCCUCACAGACAUGGUCGAGACCGCAGAGACGAGCGCGAGCCAGAGCACCAGCGCCAGCGGUGAGAUGCGAACCAAGUACCGGCGGCUGCGCGCUGACGAGGACCCUGAGGGGGAGCUGGCCACCUACAACAUCGUAGUCAUGGAGUACUGCGACAAGGGCACCCUCAGGGAUGCGGUCAAGGCGCGCGUGUUCCACCAGGCCCUGCCCAACGGCGCCAUCGGCGUGCGGCUGGCGGCGGCGGUGGAGGUGCUGCUUGACGUGGCUUACGCGCUGCAGUACCUCCACUCGAUGCAGCUGGUGCACGGGGACAUCAAGCUGCUGCUGCUGCUGCAGCUGCUGGUGCUGGUGGUGCUUGUGUUGCAUCGACAGCAGCAGCGACAGCGUCGCUGGCCGGCUCACGUGCAGCUGCAGAUGGAGAACAUCCUGCUCAAAAGCGACCACGGCCGCAGCCUGGGCUUCAUUCCGAAGCUGGCGGACUUUGGGCUGACCAAGAUCCUGAACGAGGCCGACCACACCGUCAACCUCACCGGCGCCGGCACCGUGACGCACCUGGCGCCAGAGAUGUUCAAGGCCGGCAGCAAGGUCACCAAGGCGGUGGACAGCUAUGCCUUCGGCAUCCUCAUGUGGGAGACGUACACCAGCAAGCGCGCUUACACCGGCCUGCACAAGGAGGCCGUCAUAGAGCGCGUCGCCAAGAUGGACAUGCGGCCCCGCUUCCCCAGCGCCUCCCCGCCGGCCUACGUGCAGCUCGCCGAGGCCUGCUGGGCCACCGCCCAGGCCAGCCGCCCCGACUUCACACAAAUCACGGACAGACUGGAGGCGCUGCUGGCUGAGCUGGAGCCGCCGGACGCGUCGGCCGGCGGCGGCGGGGCCGGGGGCGGGCCCGGGGGCGGGGGCGGCGCCUGA